This is a messenger RNA of Caenorhabditis briggsae, 249 nucleotides long. The transcript has 2 exons. Bases 1 to 249 code for a protein of 82 amino acids. The record is from RefSeq and is a predicted model, not a curated record. NCBI's taxonomy places the organism in Eukaryota, Metazoa, Nematoda, Chromadorea, Rhabditida, Rhabditidae.
AUGGAUGAUAACGCCUCCAACAUAAAAGAGGCAACUCAGAUGGUUUGGGCUGAGACAGGCUCAAUUGGGUGUGGAGUGAAGGUUUGUCCAAAGGACCCGUCUCAUAACGACAUGUUCAAGUAUGUUGUGGUGUGCCAUUAUAAGGAACCAGGAAACGUGAAGGGCUCUGAGAUUUACAAGGCAGGAAAGACCUGCUCUGCUUGCUCUUCUGGAUUGACUUGUGAGACUGCAACUGGAUUGUGUGUUUAA